Molecule: messenger RNA, 3676 nt
Organism: Armigeres subalbatus
Lineage: Eukaryota; Metazoa; Arthropoda; Insecta; Diptera; Culicidae
Gene: RhoGAP68F
Product: rho GTPase-activating protein 68F
Exons: 9
Coding region: 983-2467 (494 amino acids)
Biological process (GO): negative regulation of endocytic recycling; small GTPase-mediated signal transduction
Cellular component (GO): cytoplasm
Molecular function (GO): GTPase activator activity
Source: RefSeq, a predicted model, not a curated record
CAAAAACUUUUGUUCACCGUUUCACGCCAUCGUUCUGUGGCUGGAAGUUUUUUUUCCCUUUUUGCCGUUUGUCCAUCAUCGUUCCUCCGCGACGGAAAAGUCAGCAAGUUGAAAAGUAUUCGUCGAACGUCGCGUCAAAUGAAAACUACGCGUUCGCGAGGCAAGACGUCGAUAUUUUGUUUUUAUGGUCUUGUAAAGUGUUCUAAUCCGUCUGUAGCGUUCGUUCAUAAGCUUUGAGGGACAAGGGGAUUUAUUGUGGUUCCAAAAGUGAUUGUUGGCAGCUUCAAGCUGCUGCGCUACUAAAGGCUCAGAGAGGUGGGCUGUGAAUAAAUUUAUUGUGGUUCGAUUCGAACGAGGUGUUUAGGAAAUUCUAGUGAAGGAAAACCUGUAUCUCAUUCGGGUCGGCUUCCGUUGCGUAGAGGAGAUUCUAUCAUCCCAACCAGUGAGAAAGAAGAGCCUUAGUGCAGUGAUCUCAAGGGCGCAGUUAAUAGGCUUGUUGGUUGGUCGGUUAGUGACGAGAGCGAAAGUGCGUUUCUUAUUAGCCUUAAUCAGACGGGUAGAGACCCAACCAGGAGCCGUGCGUGUGUCAGCGGAAGUGUGGUGAAAAUGAAUUAAUUGCAUAUAAAAUACACAGUGGAAAGCAAAUUUGCAUAUACUGCAUAUAAUUUAUUUCAAAAGGAAAAAGUGAUUCGGAGAAGUAAGGCUCGAAGAGGCACUAUAGCAGUUUUGUGGUGGUGAUAAGAGUGAUAACGCAGCGACGACGUGGCGCGCAUCAUAAGUAGAAGCUAUUAACAUAAGCGUAAAACAGGAAGACACAUUCGUGUGUGCUGAUAUUUUCGGUCGUUGUCAUCGUUUCGAAUCGGCCUGGCAAGUAUCACCUACAAAGUCACAAACAGCUACGUGGAGCAGAUUGAAAGGCACUCGCAAAAAUAAACAAGCUCUUUGUGUUGGAAACCUUACGAAGCAGCCAAGGUUAGGUACAAUGGAGACGUAUGAAAAGAAAAGCAACAUAAACAAUUUGCCUACAAAAUUUCCAGGUGCCCCGAUGAAUCCCUCACUGAUGGACCACGGUGAAGAUCCCCACCCCAGUCUAUCGGAUUGGCACGACUACGAACCGAAUCUGGAGUUUGACGACACAGAACUGUCACAAACGGCACCGGAGCCGGGGGGCACGGUGGUAUUCGAUGAAGAUAAUUUUUCCGGUGAGUUUGAAGAAGUUUCCGAGGACGAAAUCAUCAAAACCACACUUGAUCCGGACAAUUACGAGGAACAGUUGAAGAUAAUGGAGCCCGACGAAAACGCCAUCCGAAAGGAGUUCAAGCGACGGAAGUUUAUCGAAUUCAUCGGAACCGACAAGCAUGGUCAGCCAAUUAUUGCCAUCUACGCUUGCAGUUUGCCGGAAAGGAAAGACCUAAACACGAAUAUCUUUAUUGAUUUCAUCAUUAAAUCAAUGGAAGAGUUUGUCCAGAACGACUACAUCAUCGCUUAUUUCCAUCAGGGCAUGAAGGAUAACAGUAAACCAUCGUUGCAGUUUUUGUGGAACUCGUAUAAAGAACUGGAUCGUAGUUUUAAGAAAAAUUUGAAAAAGCUAUACGUGGUGCACCCAACAACUUUUAUCAAAAUGGUGUGGUUCUUCUUCAAACCAGUCAUCAGCGAAAAGUUCAAGAGUAAACUCAUCUACACUUCGAGCUUGGAUGAACUGAAACAGUCAUUAGGAUUGAAUACGCUUAAAGUGCCGGACACAGUUAGAGAAUUCGAUGAAAAGAUCAACAGCAGUUCUCGCUAUCUGCGGGGCAGUAAAUCUAGUCUCAAGAGCAGCCGCUCGACGGAACACAUUUCCCGGACGACGCAGUUCGGUGUAUCGCUCAAGUUCAUUAUCGAGAACAGUGCCUGCCUCAAUUGCAUUCCACCCAUCGUGCGCAAAUGCGUCGAUCACCUCUCGUUAUCGGACGUGAUCGACACCGAGGGUAUUUUCCGACGAUCUGGAAACUACACCAGGAUAAAGGAACUGAGAGAGAAGCUGAACAAAGGCGAAGAAGUGAACCUGUCGAACGAAGACACACACGUCGUUGCCGCCCUGCUGAAAACGUUCCUACGAGAGCUAGAAGAGCCUCUGCUAACCUACGAGCUGUAUGACGAUAUUGUGCAGUUCGCUGAGUGGACCACCGAGGAGCAACGCUCGCGAAAUGUCAAACAAAUUCUUCGGGAAAAGCUACCGGAGGAGAACUACGAGCUGUUCAAAUACAUUGUUGAGUUUCUUGGUAAGAUUAUGGAGCGGAAAGAUUUCAACAAAAUGACCUCGUCCAACUUGGCGAUUGUAUUCGGGCCAAAUCUGAUAUGGCCCAAACAGGCCCAGAUGUCGCUGGACGAGAUCGGACCCAUCAACGCCUUUAUCGAUUAUGUCCUGCAGAAUCAGGAUGAUAUCUACUUUGUGGAUAUCAACAAAAAGGAUGGCAGUUAUGAUUAACAGCGUUUGAUUUAAGAUAUACGUUUAGCGUUAGAAUCUUUCUCGUUAGGUUGAUGCGCAUUUCCAGGUGAAUGUAAUGAAUGUUUGAUUUUAUGAUCGGUGAUUCUCAAAAGAUGUACCUACCGUUUAGUGAGCACAAGUCAUUUUAUUUUCUGCUAGGGAAUAGGUUUAUCGAAUUAUCGUACCUCAACCGUUGUAAAUGUAUGUAAUAUUAUGUAAUUAAACCAGAACAUUCUUCAACAAUAGUGUGAUACGAGAAGUGUGAUGCGUUUUAGUGAUAUGAGUUUGUAGAUAUUUGCACGAAAGCGUAUUUUAAAAAGAAUUAGCGAAUGUUACAAUUGUUGCGCAAAAACUGCACACAAUUUUAGUCAUUAUAAUAACAAUAAAUUGUUGGUUAUCAUUCUCUGAAUAAUUUAUAUCGAAAUAAUGAUUGUUUAAGUUGUUUAAUAAGAAAGAAAAAACACAAUAAAACGAAUCGAAACCAAAGACGAAAAGAUGUAAAUAUUCCAGCAACAAAUUUCUUAACCACAAUAACUAAUAGAGUAAAUGGUAAAGUAGUAGCAGCUCACUGGAGUGUAUCUCGGGCAAAAACGUGAAAAAUCUUCGGCGUGCCAAGACAUAUUUACACAAUUCAAUCCAUACCCCCCAUAUACCGUAACAGUCUGACUCAAAAGAUAUCAAUAAUAAAAUUCUUAUCAACAGAAACACUAAUCUCUAAACAGUUUUAACGAAUAGAUCAUUUAGAAUGGCAGCUACUUUGUCUGUGAACGCAUGGCAGUCCCUUUUUUGCUGUAUUUGCCAUUGAUAGGGGACUGAUAUGCGACCAUAAGCACAGUCGCAAUUGAACCAGUAAGGUUCUUUUAUGCUCUUGCAAGUUCUAAGUAGUACCAUUUUAAGCACUAUCGUCGGCACUCCAUUGGAAGCCACUACCCAACCAUAAGCUCAUUAUAAUUGCCAUGCGGCCGAGUAGAGAUUUGGCCAUUAGACAGAAAAAAUAAAUGAAAGUCACAGAAUGAGUUAGAUUCGUCUCUCCAAAAUAUGCGCAAUCUUAUCGUCAAUUUUCUUUGUACAUGCCGUGUCGGCGGGAAGAAUAACUUAAAAAUUACAGAAGAAGGUAGAUGAAGGAAACGUUGUACAUAAUCAUAACACUUAUACGCACUCACCCAUGGAAGGGUUGGUGCAAAAAUACAAUCAUCUGACUCACUUGAA